This is a messenger RNA of Bufo bufo (common toad), 1178 nucleotides long. RefSeq names its product killer cell lectin-like receptor subfamily G member 1. The record is from RefSeq and is a predicted model, not a curated record. Bases 130 to 645 code for a protein of 171 amino acids. NCBI's taxonomy places the organism in Eukaryota, Metazoa, Chordata, Amphibia, Anura, Bufonidae. The transcript is spliced from 6 exons.
CCGGUGGACGUCCCCUUACAGCUCUCCUAUCAGAGGGGGGCGCCGGACGAGAACGCGAGCCGCCGUGCCCAGGGUCGAUGGCGGAAGCUGAAACGUGCGAGAGAUCUGUGUCAGAACCGCCUGGUGCAGAUGGCGAUCAGUCUCAUCGUUGGAGUAGUCCUUGGAGUAGUCCUUGGAGUAGUCCUUGGAGUUAUCUUCUCUCGUGUUAUCGGCCCCUGCCCUCCUGAAUCUCCCUCCUGCCCCAAUAAGUGGAUGAGGUCUGGAGGGAAAUGCUACUUUAUAUCCCGGGAAACCAACGACUGGAACUCCAGCCUGGAAUUCUGCCGAUCAGAAGGAGGAACGCUGCUGACCAUGGAUGAUGAGACCCAGGAAGAUAUAAAGACUCUCUCUAACCUGACCGGGGAAUACUGGGUCGGCCUGAAAAAGGAAGGAGGAGAGUGGAAGCAGAUGGAUGGUUCAGUGUGGACGGGACCCAUAGAGUAUGAUGGCCCCCAGUUGAGCUGCUGUGUGUUGGAUUCUGGGAAAUAUUUGGCCUUUGCUUGUUCAACUCAUAGGCCCUGGAUCUGUGUGAAGUCUGCGGUCGCUGGGAUCAGUAACGCAGGGAGCACAGACCGUGACCAGCAGGGUCGCCUCUCUGUAUGCUGACCGGCCGGGAUGGCCGCGGGGUCGCCUCUCUGUAUGCUGACCGGCCGGGAUGUCCGCGGGGUCGCCUCUCUGUAUGCUGACCGACCGGGAUGGCCGCAGGGUCGCCUCUCUGUAUGCUGACCGGCCGGGAUGUCCGCAGGGUCGCCUCUCUGUAUGCUGACCGGCCGGGAUGUCCGCGGGGUCGCCUCUCUGUAUGCUGACCGGCCGGGAUGGCCGCAGGGUCGCCUCUCUGUAUGCUGACCGGCCGGGAUCACUGCACAGUCAAUGAUUUUAGCGUUAGAAAGCUUAUCCUGUCAUGUGACACAUCUUAAGGAAUCGGGCUUUGGAGAGGAGGCAGGACGUCUUCUUUAGACUUUGAGGAGACAGCACACGUCCGCCCCCCACCACCAUUCUGAGCCCUGACCCUGUUACAGCACUGAGCUCCUCGUAGGAUCCGUGAUCCAGAGAAAUAACUGCAGACGUUCUGUACGACCACGAGCUGAGUGCGGUCAAGAUUUUAUUCGAUGAAAUGGAUUUGAUAUUUAGUCUUUUUG